Molecule: messenger RNA, 2325 nt
Organism: Triticum dicoccoides
Lineage: Eukaryota; Viridiplantae; Streptophyta; Magnoliopsida; Poales; Poaceae
Product: wall-associated receptor kinase 5-like
Exons: 4
Coding region: 1-2325 (774 amino acids)
Biological process (GO): protein phosphorylation; cell surface receptor signaling pathway
Cellular component (GO): plasma membrane
Molecular function (GO): polysaccharide binding; protein serine/threonine kinase activity; calcium ion binding
Source: RefSeq, a predicted model, not a curated record
AUGUCGCCGAUGGCAUGGAUGUUGGUGCUAAUGCUACUGCCAUUAGCUGCAUCGGCCUCUAGCGCCUUGGUGCUGAAGCCAGACUGCCAGGCGCGAUGCGGCGACCUCGUCGUCCCCUACCCGUUCGGCAUCGGCGCCGGCUGCUUCCGUCCCGGCUUCGAGAUCGCCUGCGACAGGAACACGACGCCGUUUCUGCCGGAUGUCACCUUCAAGGGCCACACCCCCGCCGAGCCCGUGCGCGUGUUGAACCUGAACGUGACGCCGAGGGCGCAGGUCCGGGUGAUGCUGCCUGUGGCGCACGAGUGCGUCGACACUGCCCGCAAGGUGACCGCCCGCUUCGACGGCAAGCUGACAUUCAACAAGUGGCGCGUUUACCGCAUCUCCAACACCGCCAACGAGCUCUUUGUUUUGGGCUGCGACACCCUCAUCUACGCCGCCAGUAGGCCGCGGAGGUCCCGAUUCCGGCACGCGACGAGCGACCCCUACUCCAGUGGGUGCGUUGCCUAUUGCAAUAGCGCCCAGGACGCGCGGGACCGCAGGUGCAACAGCAUCGGAUGCUGCCACGUCAACAUCUCGCGGUUGCUAAACAACACCAAGAUGUGGUUCGAGAAAUGGUCGCGCACGCGCGUCGACUCCACGCGCCCCUGCGACUACGCCUUCAUCGUGGAGAAGAAUGGCUACGUCUUCGAGACUGCCCAUCUGAAGAGGAAACCGGAGCCGGACCCGGACAAGCGAUGGAGCAUGCCGCUUUGGCUGGACUGGGCCAUCCGCAACCGCAGUAACUCCAUGUGGUGCCCCCAGGCGGUCAAGACGCGAGAAUACGCUUGCGUGAGCAAGCACAGCGACUGCGCGAAUUCCACCAACGGGAAGGGGUACAUCUGCAAAUGCUCGAACGGCUAUGAGGGCACCCCAUACCUUAUCGAUGGAUGCACAGCGUCUACCUGUGCUACAUCUCUCAUACCUGACCUAACUCCUGUGGAUAUCAACGAGUGUAAGAAGCCAGAAUUAUAUCCAUGCUUCGGCAAGUGUACCAACAAGGAUGGAUCUUUCGAGUGCACGUGCUCAAAAGGACACGAAGGAAAUGCCAGCAAAAAGCAUGGUUGUGUCAAGUCUAUAAAGACAGGUUUAAUCAUUGGCCUAUCAGUUUCUAGUGGCCCAACUAUUCUAAUUUUGCUUCUCACCACAAAGAUAAUAAUCCGCAAGCUUAAGAAUCAAAAGGAACAAAAGUUGAGACAAAAGUUCUUCAAUCAAAAUCGUGGACAAUUGUUGCAAAAAUUGGUAUCUCAUAGGUCAGAUAUUGCAGAGCGGAUGAUCAUCCCUUUAAGGGAGCUAGAAAAAGCCACAAACAAGUUUCAUCCAACUCGUAAGCUUGGUGGUGGAGGGCAUGGUACUGUAUAUAAAGGAAUUUUAUCAGACUUGCAUGUUGUUGCAAUCAAAAGGUCAAAUAUUGAGGUCAAGAGUGAGAUUAAUGAGUUUAUAAAUGAAGUUUCCAUACUCUCACAAAUCAAUCAUAGGAACAUUGUAAAGCUUUUUGGAUGUUGUCUCGAGACAGAAGUCCCUUUGUUGGCUUAUGAGUUCAUUUCCAAUGGAACCCUAUGUGAUUAUCUUCACAAGAAACCACUAAGAUCACUACCUUGGCAAGAAAUAUUAAGGAUUGCAUUAGAAAUUGGUAGAGCCCUUUCUUACCUUCAUUCAGGCCUUUCUGUCCCCAUAAUACACAGAGAUAUCAAGUCCACCAAUAUACUUCUUGAUGAUGCUUUGACAGCGAAGGUGUGUGACUUUGGAGCUUCAAGGUACAUUCCUAGAGAUAAAACAACAAUUACAACUGUGGUGCAGGGAAUGUUAGGAUAUUUAGAUCCUACAUACUUUUAUUGUGGCAGGCUAACAGAAAAAAGUGAUGUUUAUAGCUUCGGAGUUAUUCUUGUUGAGUUGCUUACGAGGAAGAUGCCAAUUACACGUAGAUCCUCCUCAGGUGAUGGGCUAGUUGCACAAUUUGUUGAACUACUUGCAAAAGGAAAAUUGGUAGACAUACUAGAUCCACAGGUAAUGGAGGAGGGAGGUAGCCAAGCUGAAGUGGUAGCUUCUCUAGCUAUGUCGUGCACAAAGCUAAGGGCAGAGGAGCGACCAACCAUGAGGUCAGUGGAGAUGACACUAGAAGCACUUCAAGGACCCAAAGAGCGUUUUCGGGUUCAGGAUGGAACAUAUGAGGGGAGUUAUUCAGCAAUGAGGUAUACAUCACCAAGAAGAAGUACAAGCUUAGAGAAAACGAGCAGACAAUAUAGUCAAGAAGAAGAGUUCGUGUUGUCCGCGAGCUACCCUCGAUAG